UGCGGGCGCGGAGUCGCGGCUGCUUGAUGUGCGUUUUACUAGCAAACCCGGAGCUGUUUGUGCAGGUCAAUGGCUGCUGUCCAGCCGGCGUGCCCGCCCCGGCCCGGGGUAUAAAAGGCCCCGCGCCGCCACCAGCCGCAUCCCACCGGCACCCGCUCUCCUCCGCCCACGUCCACCCGACCUGCUCUCGCCACCAUGACGCGCUUCUUCUGCUGCGGCAGCUACUUCCCCGGCUACCCCUGCUACGGCACCAACUGGCACGGGACCUACCGCGCCACCCCCCUGAACUGCGUGGUGCCCCUGGGCUCGCCCCUCAACUACGGGCAGGGCUGCACCGGCUACGGCUCCCUGGGCUACAGCUUCGGCGGCAGCAACUUCGGGAACCUGGGCUGCGGCUACGGCGGCAGCUGCUGGCGGCCCUGGGGCUCGGGCUCCGGCUUCGGCUACAGCACCUACUGAGGCCCAGGCCGGGCACCCCGGACGCCCUGGGACACCCCGGGGCACCGAGCCGCCCGCAGAGCCACGCCUGUCCCGCCUCCGGACCUGCUGAUCGCGCCAAAGUCUGGUCUCCGAGGAGGCUGAGCCGCAGCCACAGGCGCUGGACAGGUCCCUGCAGCUGAGGCCGCCGGGCGCCCUCCUGGCCGGGAGCGGGCAGCGAAGCGCGGGCUUGGCUCUCGGGUGGCUUCCCCGGCGUCCCUGCUGGCACCCGGGCGGGUAGGGGGGUUGCGCUGUCGUCUCUAAUAAACCUCACUCUU
This is a messenger RNA of Myotis daubentonii (Daubenton's bat), 755 nucleotides long. It is a transcript of the gene KRTAP7-1, whose product is annotated as keratin associated protein 7-1. The record is from RefSeq and is a predicted model, not a curated record. NCBI's taxonomy places the organism in Eukaryota, Metazoa, Chordata, Mammalia, Chiroptera, Vespertilionidae.